AUGCUGCAUAUAAGGGGCCAGGGCCUGGUAGUUCCCUGCGAGGAGCCAAUAGGCUUGGACCCGGCAGAGCCUGGAGUCCUGGAACCAGCUGAUGAAGGGGGCCUAGAGACACCAGCGGAAGAGGGAGGCCUAGAGGCAGCAGCGGAAGAGGGAGGCCUAGAGACAGCAGCAGAAGAGGGAGGCCUAGAGACAGCAGCAGAAGAGGGAGGCCUAGAGACAGCAGCAGAAGAGGGAGGCUUAGAGACAGCAGAUCCCGGAGUCCUGGAGCCAGCAGAAGAAGGAGGCCGAGAGAUAGCAGCGGAAGAUGGGGGCUUAGAGACAGCAGGGCUCGAAGUCUUGAGACCAGACGAUGAAGGGGCCUUGGCCGAAGCACGAGCGGCCUUCUUGGCACGGCAAGUGGCCGGGCACGUGACCCUCCUCUCGAGGAUCGAACGCCUCUGCACGUUGGGGCUGUUUGAAAAGCCGGUCCAGGUGCUGUAG
Messenger RNA from Pyricularia grisea, 480 nucleotides. RefSeq lists its product as uncharacterized. Bases 1 to 480 code for a protein of 159 amino acids. NCBI's taxonomy places the organism in Eukaryota, Fungi, Ascomycota, Sordariomycetes, Magnaporthales, Pyriculariaceae. The transcript is spliced from 2 exons. The record is from RefSeq and is a predicted model, not a curated record.